CCCUCUACUCUUGGACCGGAUCAAAAUAACAAACGCAAACCGGUACGGUUUAAAAGCAGAGAUAGGAAGAUUUCGUCUUAAAUUUGAUUCAGCACUUGAAUUGAGUGAAACGAUCAAGCAGUCUCCUUCGCGAGGUUGAUAGUGUGAAGUGAACAUUGUUUUUCAUGAUUGCAUCAACGUUCUAACUUCUAAUUCUAACUAGGUUUUGCUGUUGCCAGUGCAGUGCCGUGUUAGAAAUCGAAACACAAUUUACUACCAACCCGUACCUAACGCGAACGACACGUUAACUAGUCGACAAAUUGCCUUUUCGACUUCGGGAGUAGUCGUCCAGCUGUUUUCAUCGGACAGAGUGAAAAGAUCUGCUACGAAUCUAUUGAUUGAAGAAGGAAAAUAACUCUUGCUUCCUUCAUAAAGAAGAACAAUAUUUUGUCCGUGUUUGUGAAAAAACCGUGGUUUGUCCGUGGAUGUGAAAAAGUCAAAGAUAGCUGUCAUCUAUGACAAAAAUGGGGAAAGAUUACUACAAGGUGCUCGGGGUAGCCAAGGGUGCCACCGACGAUGAAAUCAAGAAGGCGUAUCGGAAGAUGGCACUGAAGUAUCAUCCAGACAAGAAUAAGUCAAAGGGAGCGGAAGAAAAAUUCAAAGAAAUAGCAGAAGCUUAUGAAGUUUUGAGCGACAAGAAAAAGAAGAACAUUUAUGACAAAUAUGGAGAGGAAGGCCUGAAGGGAGGUGGAGGUGCCCCACAUGGAGAACAAGGAGGAGAGAACUUCUCAUCAUGGACAUUCCAUGGCGAUCCCAACGCAACUUUCACAAGCUUCUUUGGUAACAGCAACCCAUUUGACAUGUUUUUCAAUGUUGGUGGCAUGGGUGGCCAACAAAACACUCGGUUUAAUUUCGCAGGUGGCCAACCUGAAGCAAUGGACAUCGAUGAUGAUUUUGGGUUCGGUGGUGGGUUCCCAGGCCCUGGAUCCCACCAAACACGAAGCAACAGUCAAAGGAAACGCCAAGAUCCACCAGUACACCAUGACCUUAGGGUCACGCUCGAGGACGUUUUCCGUGGGUGCACGAAGAAAAUGAAAAUCAAUCGUCGAGUAAUGAAUGAAGACGGCCGAACAACAAGGACUGAGGACAAGAUUCUUGAAAUCAAUGUGAAGCCAGGAUGGAAGGAAGGCACAAAAAUCACAUUUCCCAAAGAAGGAGAUCAAGGUCCUAAGAGAACUCCUGCAGACAUUGUUUUCACCCUCAAAGACAUACCACAUUCAGUGUUCAACAGAGAUGGCAGCAACUUAGUCUACAAAGCUAAAAUUCCACUAAGAGAUGCCUUGGUAGGAACAAGCCUCAAAGUACCGACCAUCGAAGGACGAACGAUAACAGUUCCAUGCAAAGAAGUAAUCAAGCCCAACUCAAGAAAACGAGUGACCAGUGAGGGGCUCCCGUACCCCAAGCAACCCAGUCGCCGCGGUGACCUCCUCAUCACCUUUGACAUCGUAUUCCCUGACCAUCUUCCUAGCACUACCAAGGAAAUCCUAUCCGACUGCCUACCAUCACCAUGAUGUGACCGGAGUUGGUCCGUGGAAUGUUUUUGAACCUUUCCACAUCGGGGGUCAACCGUCGUCGUAAUGAUGCGACUAUCAUUGCAAGAGACAUCUUAUCGAUGGAUUGAAUGGCAGGCAAGAAGGAGAUAUGUGGAAGGGCCUCUCUGACUGAACAGGGUGUGGUGGAUGAGGACGAGUCAAAGAGAUUGAAUGAAAUGAAAUGGAGGAGGAUCGAGGAGGAGGAGGAUGUAUCUAAGUCUACAGCUAGGAUUAUGUUGGUGGUAUGCAGACUGAAGAAUCCACGAGUAAACUCUAUCCACAGGCACACAAGGAGGAAUGUGGUGCUAUCCAAUGUUGUAUAUGGAGAGAACAUCAUGAAGAUAUCAUUAAGAUUACACCAAAUAUCUUAAAGAGAUCAAACUAAUGCCAUGUCUUAUAAAAUCAUCAUUAAUUUAACACCAUAUUUUAUACAAAGAAUUAUUGCUCAUAUCUUCAAGGGUAUCUUUUUUUCUCUAUGGGGGUAGUGUAUUGGUAUUAUUAUAGGUUUAUGGUUUCAAACAAUCUGAAAUGCUUUCAUUUUUGUUGAACUAUUGUGAUAGAGGGUUAGAGACAUUCAUAUAAUAUCCUGUUUAUUUGUUGUAUAGUAGGUAUGCAAUAAUGCAAUAUUAGUCACUGGUUCACCCUUUUAGUGCGUCUUUGGCUGUUUUAGUUGAGACUUUUCUCUCUCUGUACCUGUACAAGAACUAGAAGAAAUCAAAGUGUGCCGUGCCGUCGACGAUCAAAUGAAAAUUUAAAAAUAACCUCUGGCACAUCAGAACAAUGCUGAACAGGAUGAAACUGGGCAGCAUUGUAAAAUCUAUGUCAUUCACAAGUCCCAACAAUGAAAAUGUCGUAUAUAUGUUUUGGAUCAAAACAAACUGCCAUCUGCCAAAACAAGCAAUGUUAUUUCAAUCCUGUAUAAAAGAUGAUAUCACACAUGUCAAACGUCGUUGCAGCAAACUUGUAUUUCACUUUCACUAUCAAGCUUUUCAAUAUCAUAUUCAUUACUGUGUUGUCUGAAAUAUUGUUCCUUUUUCUUUUUUUUUUUUCAUAUUAUAUAUGGAAAGGUAUAAACUAACAAAUUGAUUUUUUAUAUUUUCUUAAAUAACAUUUAGUCCAUGCAAUUCUGAUGUACAUGUACAUGUAUACGUGUACACAUAUAUAUCUAAAUGACUUUUAUGAAUAUUGUAUAAUAUUGUAAAUCUAUAGCUUUUAAAUCAACAAAGGACAUGUCUGUACUUUAUAGAAGUAUCUAUUGUAAAAAGCAUUUUAUUAAAUAUUUUGUUCUCUUUAAAUGGAGGGCUUGGUUAAAAUAAUAAAGCUAAUAUCUUUUUAUUGAAAAA
Strongylocentrotus purpuratus (purple sea urchin) is the source of this 2914-nucleotide messenger RNA. Its product is annotated as dnaJ homolog subfamily B member 1. Gene Ontology annotation, molecular function: protein-folding chaperone binding. The record is from RefSeq and is a predicted model, not a curated record. NCBI's taxonomy places the organism in Eukaryota, Metazoa, Echinodermata, Echinoidea, Camarodonta, Strongylocentrotidae. Gene Ontology annotation, biological process: negative regulation of transcription by RNA polymerase II. The transcript has 2 exons. Bases 495 to 1550 code for a protein of 351 amino acids. Gene Ontology annotation, cellular component: cytosol.